This is a messenger RNA of Lemur catta (Ring-tailed lemur), 4681 nucleotides long. RefSeq names its product dual specificity phosphatase 8 (gene DUSP8). Gene Ontology annotation, cellular component: cytoplasm. Gene Ontology annotation, biological process: protein dephosphorylation; negative regulation of MAPK cascade. The transcript has 7 exons. The record is from RefSeq and is a predicted model, not a curated record. Bases 444 to 2306 code for a protein of 620 amino acids. Gene Ontology annotation, molecular function: MAP kinase tyrosine/serine/threonine phosphatase activity; protein tyrosine/threonine phosphatase activity. NCBI's taxonomy places the organism in Eukaryota, Metazoa, Chordata, Mammalia, Primates, Lemuridae.
ACUCGCGGCCGAGCGCGGUGGCCGAGCCGGCUCCGCGGCCCCCGCCCCGCCGGACGCCUGGACGCCGAGCCCGAGCCCAUCCGCGCCGGAGCCGCCCGGCCGCGCCCGCCGAGCCGCGGGGCUGGGAUGCGCGCCGCGAGCGCGCGUGCCCGCCCGCAGUGCGCGCGCCCCGGCUCGAGCGAGCGCUCCCCGCGGCGGCGGCGGCGGCGGCGGCGGCGACGGCGACGCGGCCCGCGCGCUCCCCCGGCCCCUGCCCCGGCUGCGCGGGCCCCCGCUGGGCCGAUGGGCUGCGCGGCGGAGCGGGUCCCCGGAGCGCCCCGGACGCGAGCGUGAGCGCGGUCUGGCGCCAUGUGCUAGGUGACACUGAGCUCAAGGCCACGCCCCCGGCCGUCGGAGCAGCCCCUCCUCGUGUCAGGGGUCACCCCACUGCCCAGGACCCCACCAUGGCUGGGGACCGGCUCCCGAGGAAGGUGAUGGAUGCCAAGAAGCUGGCCAGCCUGCUGCGGGGAGGGCCUGGGGGGCCGCUGGUCAUCGACAGCCGCUCCUUCGUGGAGUACAACAGCUGGCACGUGCUCAGCUCCGUCAACAUCUGCUGCUCCAAGCUGGUGAAGCGGCGGCUGCAGCAGGGCAAGGUGACCAUCGCGGAGCUUGUCCAGCCGGCCGUGCGCAGCCAGGUGGAGGCUGCGGAGCCGCAGGACGUGGUGGUCUACGACCAGAGCACCCGGGACGCCAGUGUGCUGGCCGCAGACAGCUUCCUGUCCAUCCUGCUGAGCAAGCUGGACGGCUGCUUCCACAGCGUGGCCAUCCUCACAGGGGGCUUUGCCACCUUCUCCUCCUGCUUCCCUGGCCUCUGUGAGGGCCGGCCUGGCACCCUGCUGUCCGUGAGCCUCUCCCAGCCCUGCCUGCCGGCCCCCAGCGUGGGCCUGACCCGCAUCCUCCCUCACCUCUACCUGGGCUCUCAGAAGGACGUCCUGGACAAGGACCUGAUGACCCAGAAUGGAAUAAGCUAUGUCCUCAACGCCAGCAACUCCUGUCCCAAGCCCGACUUCAUCUGCGAGAGCCGCUUCAUGCGCAUCCCCAUCAACGACAACUACUGUGAAAAGCUGCUGCCCUGGCUGGACAAGUCCAUCGAGUUCAUUGAUAAAGCCAAGCUGUCCAGCUGCCAGGUCAUCGUGCACUGUCUGGCCGGCAUCUCGCGCUCCGCCACCAUAGCCAUCGCCUACAUCAUGAAGACCAUGGGCAUGUCCUCAGACGAUGCGUACAGGUUCGUGAAGGACCGGCGUCCGUCCAUCUCGCCCAACUUCAACUUCCUGGGCCAGCUGCUGGAGUACGAGCGCAGCCUCAAGCUGCUGGCCGCCCUGCAGGGCGACGCAGGGUCCCCCUUGGGGACGCCUGAGGCCCCGCUGCCGCCGCUGCCACCACCUACCUCAGAGAGAGCCGCCACCGGGAGCGCGGCGGCCUCCGCAGCCAGGGACAGCGGCCCCGGCGCCUGCGGGGAGCCCCCCGCGCCCGCCGCGGCGCCGGCCACCAGCGCGCUGCAGCAGGGCCUGCGCGGCCUGCACCUCUCCCCGGACCGCCUCCAGGACACCAACCGCCUCAAGCGCUCCUUCUCCCUGGACAUCAGGUCGGCCUACGCCCCGAGCCGGCGGCCCGACGGCCCCGGCGCGCCCGACCCCGGCGAGGCCCCGAAGCUCUGCAAGCUGGACAGCCCGUCCGGGGGCGCGCUGGGCCUGCCCUCGCCCAGCCCGGACAGCCCGGACGCGGCCCCCGAGGCGCGGCCCCGGCCCCGCCGGCGCCCCCGGCCCCCCGCCGGCUCCCCCGCGCGCUCCCCCGCGCGCGGCCUCGGCCUGAACUUCGGGGACGCGGCCCGGCAGACUCCGCGGCACGGCCUCUCGGCACUGUCGGCGCCGGGGCUGCCCGGCCCCGGCCAGCCGGCCGGCCCCGGGGCCUGGGCGCCGCUCGACUCCCCGGGCACGCCGUCGCCCGACGGGCCCUGGUGCUUCAGCCCGGAGGGCGCGCAGGGGGCGGGCGGCGCGCGGUUCGCGCCCUUCGGCCGGGCGGGCGCGCCGGGACCCGGCGGCAGCAGCGGGGACCUGCGGCGGCGGGAGGCGGCGCGGGCGGAGCCCCGGGACGCGCGGACGGGCUGGCCCGACGAGCCGGGCCCCGAGACGCAGUUCCAGCGCCGCAGCUGCCAGAUGCAGUUCGAGGAGGGCAUGGCGGAGGGGCGCGCGCGCGGCGAGGAGCUGGCCGCCCUGGGCAAGCAGGCGAGCUUCUCGGGCAGCGUGGAGGUCAUCGAGGUGUCGUGACCCGCGCCCCGCCCCGCGCCCCGGCUCGGCCGCCAGCAGCCGGGCCGUUAUAAAUAUAUAUUAUGUAUAAUGCAAAGAAAGGUAAAUGGUUUUACUGCGAUUUUUAUCAAGAAGUAAAUAUUUCGAUUUUUUUAUUUAUUUAAGCUGUUCAUUCUGGCAAUGAUUUGGCAACAGUGCCGGGUGGCCCUCCGAGCUCUAUUUUUACUGUCUGAUAUUUAAACUGAAACUUGUUUCUAAGCAAUAUGAGGCCACCUUCAGUCGCAAGCUGGGGUGCCAGGUCUGGGGUCCCCUCGCCGACUCCCCGCACCCGCAGGAAACACUGCUGACCUUUGCAAAGAGGCUGCGAGCUUGCUUUCGGAGCUUUUGUGCACUUUUUACAUAAGAAAAAGGGGAAAAAAGGAAAAAAACUUCUUUGCCACAAACUGAGCCGCAGAACCUCCCUCCCCUCCCCUCGGCCCCUCCCUCUCCUCUGCGCCUCUGAACCAAAGCCAUAGGUUUGGGGUGGCCCCGGGAGCUGGUGUGCCCCGAGCGGGUACUGCCAGCCCUGCACCAGCUCCAGGACCAACUCUUAGUGGCGUGGAGGGCAUCCGCCACCCACGCCCAGAGCUCUUCCUGCUCCCUGGCAGGUGUGGACGGGCGUUUGGCCCCACGGGGCAGGUUUCCGAGGGGCUGGGAGUAGGACCGAGUGGGGGCUUGGACAGGGGGCUCCUGAAUGUGAGCCGAGGUGGGUCCCCAGGGCGGGGGCAGGGUCCAUUCCUAGGAGGGUGCGUCCUGCCCUCUGCUUUGCAGUGUCCCAGAGCCCCCUGCCGGGCGGGACCCCCUCCCCGCAGGAAGGGGCGUGGCCUCUGGGGGUGCCAAGCGGGAGGCCCCCCGCAGGAAGGGGCGUGGCCUCUGGGGUGCCAAGCGGGAGGCCCCCCGCAGGAAGGGGCAUGGCGGGAGGGCCCCGCCAGCUGGCCAGUGCUGGCUCCACUGGUCAGAGGGGAGCUGCCGGCCCAGGUGUGGGAGGGGUGGGUUUAGGGCUUGUCCUGGGCUCUUGCGCCCACCCAGCCCCAGCCCCCUCAGGCCUUGGAAUUCAGGCAUCUGCACAUUGAGGGGCCUCUGUGAGCAGGUGCUGCCUUGCUCCUUCCUGUGGUCCUCCCAGGGUCCCGAGGUCCUGAACUUUGGGAGAGCCAUCUCCAGGCAGAGAAAGACCCCUGUCUCCCCCACUGUGAGAGCCUAGUAGGAGAGGAAACCCCCAACACCCCUUUCCCAGGGUCCUCCCAGCAUCUUCAAGGUGACAUGCCAGCCCCCACCCCCAGGUGGGCCCAGGUAGGCCCAGGUGGGCCAGCCUGGGGGUGAGGGCAGGAGAAGAGCCCAGCCGCCCCUGCCCCACACCCGCCUGGGUCACUGGGACCCAAGGCUUUAAAGGCAGAUGUCCCUUGCCCUUCAGAUGUCCCAGAGACUAGGAGUGGGCCCAGUCACCUUGCGGAGAUGCUGGGGCAGGAGGGGCUGGGCAGGAGGGGCUGCCCCUGGCUGUUUCUUCUAUUUGUUCUUUUGACCCCAGGCCUCUGUCCCUGUCAUCCCUCUUUUAAGCAAAAGUCCUGUUCCUGUUCCCUCUGUCCCCCCCACCCCUGUUCCCAAGAAAAUAAGCUAUCAUUGUUGUAUUUGCAAUCUAUGGAUUAGAGGUUUAAGUAUUUAUUAUUGGUUAAUUAUUAUUAAUUAUGUAAAUUUGCCUCUUGUCUGUUGCGUUGGGUUUCUGAGGUGACCCUGGGUGUGGAGGAUGCAUUGCCCCCCCCACCCCACCCCUGCACUGUCCGGGAGACAGUUUUGGGGCCACUGGUUGGGUCCCAAAACCCUGGAUGCAGGUCCCACGGUCCUGCGGCCCCCCCUUCUCCAGGGCUGCCAGCAUCACUGUGGCUGCUGUCCUGGGGCAUGUGGGGCCGGUGGCACUCAGUCUCCGCUCUCACUGGUGAGGCACUGGUCACCCCAAAGGGGGCAGCCAAGAUGGGGGAGAAGGUCCCCCAUCCAUGUGCUGGGGCAGCCGGGCAGGGGCCUUUGCCAGGCUGCUGCCCCCACCCUUCCAGGUAUGGGGGACUGGGCUGCUGAGUCUGCCAGCUCUCCCGGCCCCUUGCACCCCUGCCUGGCCACCCCGGCUUUGGGGUCGCCCCACAAGGGGCCCGGCCCCUUCCUGUCAUUUGCUGGAAGGUCCAGUAGAGCAGAGGCGGCAGCCCCCUAGCCGAGCCUCCCGUCUCUGCUGACUGGGCUGCCAGGGCCCAGCCCACUCCCCCUCCGCCUCAGAACCCCUCCCCCAGGGGCCACACUUCCAGGUCCUAGGCCUGUCCCCUCCUUUUGUCUUUGGAAACAAUGUGUUGUAAUAAAUCCUGAGAUGGACAUUU